GUGCCGUGCUGAUCGAAAUCUCAGAGGUCCACAGGAAGGCCCAACUGGAGCUUGAGGAAAAUUUUAAGAGGUUCCACAGGGAGGUCGUCGCUGAGCUGGAGAGGAAGACUGACAUGGAUGUCAAAUACAUGACAGCCACGUUUAAGAGAUACCAGAUGGAGAACAAGAUGAAGCAGGAUUCUCUGGAGAAGGCCCAUGCAGACCUGAAGAGGCUGAGAAGGAAGAGCCAAGGCAAAAACGCCAACAAGUACGAGAACAAGGAGAGCGAGUGCCUAGAAACGCUGACAGGUCGCCAGACGGACAUGCAGUUGUUUGUGGCUGAUAGCUGCAAGGAGGCUCUGCUGGAGGAGAAGCGACGCUUCUGUUUCCUGGUGGACAAACACUGCAUGCUCACCUAUCACUUUGCUUCCUACCAUGACAAGGCCAGAGACAUUUUGACGUCCAAGCUUGGCAGCUGGCAGGACCAGUGCAACGAUGCCACCAACAUGCCUGAGAGCGUUCUGUCUAUGAUCGAAGAUCUCCGCAAGCCCGUCACCGUCGUACCGAUGCCGUCCCCAUCCCCAUCACGACGCAGCGUGAACAUCUAUGCUCCUCCAGCUCCCCUCAAGAAGGCUCAGACCACCCCUCUGGUUAAUAUGUUCAACCAGGACAACAAUCCUACCAGCGUAAAUACUCCUGCAACUACUAACCACAGCACAGACCACGGAAACGGUGACGAGGGUAAUCUUGCCAGGUCGGUGUCUGUAGCCACGGGCCUCAACAACAUGGCGAAGAGGCCGCGCGUCCGAACCGUCUUCCCCCACACGGCUGGCAACAACAGCACGCUGCUCAGCUUCGACGAGGGAGACGUCAUCCUCCUGCUCAUCCCUGAUGAGAGGGAUGGAUGGAUGUAUGGUGAAAUGGAGAAGAACGGAAAGAGGGGCUGGUUCCCGAGUUCGUACUGCCGUGCUCUCACUGAUCCCGUCGUGAAUAACAACAGUGAAGCUGCCGUCUCACACCGCAGCAAAAGUGUGGUGAAUCUCCACCAUCUUGACACAGAGACGGACGAGGCGACUAUGGUGCUCCCCCCAGCUGACUACAGAAACGACCUGAAGAGCAACUCCAUUGGGAACAACCCCUCAUCAACAAACAGCGCCGUCACAAACAACCACCAGCACUCCCCUACGCCCUCCUCCACCUCCUCCGAUCAGGUCACGGAGGUGCAGUCCAACGGCGUCUCGAGACCUCCGCCUGCAUACCUUGCCGGAGGAAACCCAUUCUCUACAGUCAGGCUACGUCCCACUGUGACCAACGAUCGAUCUGCUCCAGUCAUCUGACUGUCCUCAUCACGCUGUGGUCACAUAGUUUAGUCUCCGUUUGUCCGGCAUCUCCACCUGAUCAGGAUACAAACAUAAAGGACCCCCUCGCUGCUACGGGGUGAGACGGCGGAACAUGAAUGCCGGGAGCGUUUUAUUUCCUGAACAGAUGUUCACAUAUUUAUGUCUCUUUUAAACCCUUUGUGUCGUGGUGAGAUUACGACCACAUUCUUACCUGCACUUUGAGCUACAGAUGAAUAAAAACUCAGAGCAAAUGUCUGAAUGUAUUUAUGCUGUUGAUGUUUCUAUGUGGAUCUUUCCUGUGGCCAUAGGACACACGUGUGAAAGACUCUUCCCCUCUAGCUCCUAAUGCCUCUGCUCACUGUGAUUUCCUGUUGCUGAGGACAAAGGCGGCGUGGCACGGGGGGGGGGGUUGUCCUCUUGUAUAUACACUCGUGCUGAUCUUCUGUCGUCCAUUGCCACCUUAAAUAAUGUUUGUAACGUGGACACUUGUGCCUUAACACAGAAACACGCUGUACAAUACAUUUUACCUGUUUAAGUCUUUAUCUUGACAGUGCAAUUGUUUAACUAUUACAGAUGGUGUAUGAUUUGUUUUCAUCCUUCAUCACAAACGGAAUAUAAUUUGCUAAAUAAAGUUUAUUCAUUUUGA
Molecule: messenger RNA, 1965 nt
Organism: Nothobranchius furzeri (turquoise killifish)
Lineage: Eukaryota; Metazoa; Chordata; Actinopteri; Cyprinodontiformes; Nothobranchiidae
Source: RefSeq, a predicted model, not a curated record